GUGUUUUGCUCUUCCCUUGCUGUCUUUCUUUUCCCUUAAUGGUCAACCCCUUGGUGCUCAAAGUAAAUAAUAGUCAGUCUAGUCUACCCAGGUGGAGAAUCAUUGAUUUUACUGCUUUGGUGUUCAGUCCUUCCUUGCUACGAACAACUGGAAGAUUAAUGCUAUAUAAAUCUUUCAGAAGUUAUUUACAUACAUAAAAUAAAGAGGCUACUUUGCUUUACCGGAAAGACAAUGGACAGGUACAAGUUAAUUAAAGAGGUUGGUGAUGGAACUUUUGGUACCGUGUGGCGAGCUAUCAAUAAGCAGACGGGUGAAGUUGUUGCAAUUAAGAAAAUGAAAAAGAAGUACUACUCAUGGGACGAAUGUAUCAAUCUGAGAGAAGUGAAGUCGCUUAGGAGAAUGGAUCAUCCAAAUAUCGUGAAGCUGAAGGAAGUCAUCCGCGAACAUGAUAUCCUAUACUUUGUCUUUGAGUACAUGGAUUACAACCUCUAUCAGCUAAUGAAAGAUCGACAAAAGCUUUUUACAGAAGCUGUUAUUAAAAAAUGGUGCUUUCAAGUCUUUCAUGGCCUUUCUUAUAUGCAUCAGCGAGGUUACUUUCACCGCGAUCUUAAGCCAGAAAAUCUAUUAGUCUCUAAAGACAUCAUUAAGAUUGCUGAUUUUGGUUUGGCACGGGAGGUUAAUUCGAGUCCACCUUUUACCGAGUAUGUUUCUACACGCUGGUACAGGGCGCCUGAAGUACUCCUUCAGUCAUAUGUAUACACAUCAAAAGUUGAUAUGUGGGCGAUGGGAGCUAUUAUGUCUGAGUUGUUGUCUCUUCGUCCUAUAUUUCCAGGGGCUAGUGAAGCAGAUGAGAUCUAUAAGAUCUGCAGUGUCAUAGGCAGUCCAACUGAGGAAACCUGGUUAGAGGGACUUAAUCUUGCUAACACCAUAAACUAUCAAUUCCCUCAGCUUUCUGGUGUGCCUCUUUCAAGCUUGAUGCCAUCUGCUAGUGAAGACGCAAUUGAUCUUAUUACGCGGCUUUGCUCCUGGGAUCCAUGCAAGAGACCCACUGCUGCAGAGGCUCUGCAGCACCCGUUCUUUCAGAGUUGCUUUUAUGUCCCACCAUCUCUCCGACCCAAGCCAUCUGUUGCAAGAACUCCUCCGCCUGUUGGACCAAGAGGAUCAUUCGAGCACCAAACAGUUAAAAGGCAGACUGUGUCUCUUGCCAAGCCAUUCAACAAUGUUUCUCCAAGGCCAAGUGCUGCUUUUGGCAGUGGCGUCCAGAGGAAACUCGACAUGGCUAAUAAGCAAGAUGGAACGAGGAACACUAAACCGGUGAGAAGUUCUGUCAAAGACUCCAAGUACAGACCACCCGGUAGAAAGAGUCCUCCUGGAGGUAAUGCAGCAGGUUCGUCAUUGAGCAAGAACAGGGUCGCGCGUGGUGUAUCCGAGACUGCUGAUAAACUUUCCAACAUGAGCGUCAGAGGAACCGUGUCUCGAAGACACUCUGUGUCAGUGAUGCAGCAACAGCAGCUGAAGCCACCGCCGAUGAAAGCAGGUUGUGUAGGAGAAAAACGUGACAUGUUCCUUAGACCAACCCAACCCGCCACCAGUGCCUACUCUAGGAAAGUCGCCGGCUGACCCAAAUACCUCUCAACAACAGUAAACAGUUUACUCCUGAAUAUCUUAUAAUAUAUACUCUGCUUUGUCCCUUAAGUCGUCAUUUCAUCAAAAAAGAAAAAAAAAAAACUUAAACUGCUCCUUUUCAGUUUUGUCUUUUGUGUCGUCUACAGUUUCUUGUUUUAUUUUAUUUUCCAUACUUUUGACUGUGUGAUGGUUUGUAUUAUGCGUGACGCUUGACUUCAUGGUUUGCAAUAAAGUUGGCUUGGGACUACUUA
Molecule: messenger RNA, 1877 nt
Organism: Brassica oleracea var. oleracea
Lineage: Eukaryota; Viridiplantae; Streptophyta; Magnoliopsida; Brassicales; Brassicaceae
Product: cyclin-dependent kinase F-4-like
Exons: 14
Coding region: 232-1620 (462 amino acids)
Biological process (GO): intracellular signal transduction; protein phosphorylation
Cellular component (GO): nucleus; cytoplasm
Molecular function (GO): ATP binding; protein serine/threonine kinase activity
Source: RefSeq, a predicted model, not a curated record